Molecule: messenger RNA, 1601 nt
Organism: Loa loa (African eye worm)
Lineage: Eukaryota; Metazoa; Nematoda; Chromadorea; Rhabditida; Onchocercidae
Exons: 5
Coding region: 61-1242 (393 amino acids)
Source: RefSeq, a predicted model, not a curated record
GUUUCAGUUUUUUUAAUUUGGUUAAUUUCUUGUAUGCUGUAAGUAGCUGUUGCAUAACAUAUGCCGAAAUAUACGGAAUAUUAUGAUGGGGAAAUAUUCAAUACGUGUACGGUCGAUGCGUAUACCACUAACUCGAAAUAUAAUGCUUUCACGAGACUGGAAUCCGUUGCAUACUGGAAAUCGCUUUUUCGAGAUAUAUUUAUGCCUCGAGGCUACCCGCAAAGUGUUUCCCCUGACUAUAUGAAUUAUCAAAUAUGGGAUACUAUACAAGCUUUUGCUAGUUCUAUGAGCUCAGCUUUGGCUACCGAAGCAAUCUUGCGCGGUGUAGGCGUUGGUAAUGAGACAGCAUCAACGAUGGCAGCAGCAGUUGCAUGGUUGCUAAGAGAUGGUAUUGGGAUGCUUACACGGAUUUUGUUUGCAUGGUUUUAUAGUCCAUAUUUAGAUGCUGAUUGUAAGCAGUGGCGAUUAAUUGCUGAUUGUUUCAACGACUUAGCAUUUUGCUUGGAUUUAAUUACUCCAAUUUUCCCUAAUCUUUUUAUGCCCAUCGUAUGCUUGUCGUCAAUGGUACGCGGUGUUGUUGGUGUGGCGGGCGGUGCUACGCGCACUGCAGUUGUCAAUCAUCAGGCUAUAUUGGAUAAUGUGGGAGAUGUUGCGGCGAAAGACGGUUCGCAGGAGACGCUCAUCAAUAUUUUCGCUCUUUUUUGUAGCUUGCUAUUGCUUCCUAUUGUUAACGGAAACAUUUGUGUUUGGUUGCUAUUCUGUAUUUUUACAUUCAUUCACUUGUAUGGCAAUUAUCGUGCAGUUAAAUCACUACAAUUCAGGACGCUGAAUCAAUCAUUACUUCAAAUUAUUGUAAAGAAUUAUGCGGAAACGAAAAAGAUUGAUACUGUCAGUAAAGUUAACAAUAAAGAAUCGAUGCUGUUACAUUGGAAUUCAUCACGGCGGUACUAUGGAUGUCGUUUAUCGGAUGUAGUAACUUCGUCGGAUGAAUUUUCAUUUGUAUGUUCGAAAUUUACUGUUAUCUGCGAUUUAAGGAGUAAUUAUGGUUAUGUAUCAAUGGCCAGUAUAUCCGAUACAUCUGAUCAACUUCGGGCUGCACUCUGCUUGGAGCUGAUGUUGAAUACGAGAACACUUCCCUCACCAGCUGAACUGGACGAAUUUAUUGAGGGAUUGAAGGUAGAAGGUUGGCUAGUCAACAAGCAUCGACUUGUGUUUGACUGCUGGACUUACUCAGAGAAGUAAUUCAGUUUAAUUUUGUCGUAUGGUUUGUUUUUUUCCCUAAGGCAUGUUCAUUAUUUUUUAUCUUAUUUAUCAUGUGUAAGGUUUUAUAUUGAAAAAACGCCUUGAGCAACUUCUGUGAUUAGAAUUCAAUAAGGUAAAAGACACUCUGGUUCAUUGUCAUUUCUCCCCUAAUUGAUUUUGAUUUACAGCAAUCUUCUAGCUCAUUAGCUUUUGGCGUCUCAUUGCUGUUGUAAUCCACACACAAAUAAUGAUUUACUAUUACAUAUUCCUUACGUGAUUAUUCAUUUAUUGUGACUAGUUCAUUUUUGAAAAUUUCGAUUCUGAAAUUCCUUCCUCAUCUUUCAACUAUAAGAAAUGCC